GGUGAAAAAAAAAAGACUGGAGGGAUUUGAGAUCGACAGCAACUCUAAAGACAAGUUCAUGCUGCCAGGUUCGAGACAAGAAUAUCCAACUUCUGCCAACAUAACUUGAUUUCCUGUUGGAUAAAGGGGAGGGGAGUAAUCCUAGAAACAACAGAACCAGUUACAGGAAUGGACUGCCAUUUUUCUAUCUGGGGAGCUUUGGCCUUCCUGAGUUUGGCUCUGCUUGUUUCACUGACACUGAAUAUUGUACACUAUAUCAAAAAGAAGCAAGCUAAAAUGCAUAAAGACUAUGAAGAGAGCAAUCCAAGCUAUGAUGGCUAUCACACAGAAGAUGAUCCAGUUUAUGGCAAUCUCAAUCAAGAUAUUUUAGAAGAAUGUUGUUACGAGCAGAUGAAGUCCCAGCCUCAAAGACCAGUUAACCAGCUACAGGUGGAGUCUGCCAAUCAGAUGUGCUAUGCCUCACUUGAUCACAGUGUCAAGAGAAAAUGCAGAAAACCAAGGAGAAAGAAAGAUCCUUCAUUAGAGGAAGAUGAAGAAGAAAGAUCAUCUAACCCCAUGGUGGCUUCCAAAGUUAGCAUUUACCUCAAUAGUGAGCAGCUGGCUGCUGAAAACACAGCAAAAGUAGAGGCCAUUCAUGAUGAUCCCAUCAGAUUAAUGGGCUUGAUUCAUAAUGCAAAAGGGGAGAACCGAAUAGGUAACGAGCCAAAUAUGUAACCACAAAGUGAGAUUUGCUUUUUCAUUCUGGAGGAACAAUGAAUGACCAGAGAAAGCACCCUGGAAAGCUGACAUGCUAAACAGUGGUAUGAAAUGGGUAAGUUAAGUGUCCCAAACUGGCUACCAAGCAUAUUUAUAGACUAAGCAAGACAGGUCCAGACUGCCACUCAGAUGGAUCUGCUCUUCUGAAGACAAUUUGAAAGAGUUGCAGAAGUUGCAGGUAGCUCAGCAGUUACAUGGUAGUGAUUCCAGUCAGAAUUGAUCCUGUUUUAAACAAUCAUCAGCUUUCAAGCAGUCCUAAAAGACCCCCUUGUUGUCUAUACAGCUCUAGCAGAGUACAGCUAUUCCAUAUUAACUUUAAUACUUUGAAAUGAAAUUGUUUCAUGCUUGCACACUUGGUGAUUAGUUGUUUUACUAAUUAAGAACUGAGCUGCUGUUCCACACUGUGAACUUUCUGACUGUGACUGGUCUAUGGCAAUGACUGGAGAAUAAUUUAACAGCUGAUUUAAGGUAGUAAUUGUACAUUUCACAGGACUUAGCAGGAUUUUUGUGUAUCUUUAGUUUCUUCUAACAAUACUGGAAUGCAUAUCAAAUCUCAACUCCUCUACUGUUGUAUACAGCUGUAUUAAAGGGUCCACAAAGAUAUUAUCACACCAUCUGUAACAAUAAAUCUAGGAAGGAUUUCUUCCUUCUAAUACUCCA
This is a messenger RNA of Taeniopygia guttata (zebra finch), 1416 nucleotides long. It is a transcript of the gene TRAT1, whose product is annotated as T cell receptor associated transmembrane adaptor 1. Gene Ontology annotation, biological process: negative regulation of receptor recycling; positive regulation of T cell receptor signaling pathway. The record is from RefSeq and is a predicted model, not a curated record. Gene Ontology annotation, cellular component: T cell receptor complex. NCBI's taxonomy places the organism in Eukaryota, Metazoa, Chordata, Aves, Passeriformes, Estrildidae.